GCCAUCCUGUGGGACAGAAGAAACGGCUCCGUUAACAGGUGCGAGGAUAGACAAAUACAAAGGCGUUUAGUCGUGUAUUAGAAUUAGAAGAUUUUCAUCUGUGUUCUAAAGAUAAAAAUUCUAGGAACUAUCUAAAUCUAGCUUAUCACCGAAGCCUCUUUCUUUCCGGAGGAGGACCGACAAAGCCAUGUCAACCAAAAAACGGGUGGAUGUAACGAGAAGGAGCCGAAGCCCCGCGGAGUCCGAGGCGGAGAUGUUGGGUGAUUUUCAGGAGUGGUGCCUCCGCACUUACGGGGACUCCGGUAAAACAAAGACCGUCACCCGGCGAAAAUACAACAAGAUUCUGCAGACCCUCUUACAGAGCGACGACUCGAAUGGAGUCUAUGUCGAGAGAAACCACAUCAACGCCAAAUUUAAGUUCUGGGUCAAAUCUAAAGGUUUCCAGGUGGGCAACACUGACGGCAAGCCGAACGAGAACGGGGCAGCGGACAGAGCGGUCCUGUACGUCCCCAUCAAGGCAACGUGUGUGGAUGGGAGCUCAGGGCCGGAGAGCUCCUCUCUGAAGAGGGUCGCCGUGGUGGAGGACUUCUAUGACAUCAUCUAUGCCAUGCACGUGGAGAUCAGCUCUGACCUGGCCAAAGCACCCAAACACGCCGGACAGAAGAAAACAUACAAAGCGAUAGCGGAGACGUAUGCGUUCCUGCCCAGAGAGGCGGUGACCCGUUUCCUGAUGAGCUGUGGAGAAUGUCAGAAGAGGAUGCACAUCAGCCCCAGUGGUGCAGAGUUUAAAGAGAAUAACCAACCAUCUUCUCUGAUGGCCGACCUCAUAGACUACAACAUGCCCCUCACGACCACCUACUUGAAACAGAAGAAACUACAGUGCAUGAAUAACAACGAGCAGGAUGACUGUUCAGUGAGUAGCGAGGAGUUUGAUAUGAGUGACCCCACAUGGAUAUCAGCUGAACGUCACUCCACACUGUCUGACCUGAGCCACCCCUCCAGAGCAGAUAGGAUGCACAGCCCGCAAAACGCACACAAGGAAGAGGACGAUGAUUCAUCUUCUGAAAGUGGGAGUGGCAAUGGGAUUCGCACUCUGACUCCUCCCUCAGAAGGUGGAGCCGGUGUGAGUGAAACUACAGGAGCAAGAUCGGGAUCGUACGCUGAGGUUAACGGCAACGGAAACCGUAACGCGGCACCACUCGACUUCAGCACGACGUCCCCGUCCUCAUCUUCAGAGGACCAGCAACCAGUCAACCUCAGUGACAGACUGAGUCAGGCCCUGCCCAGUGCUGCCGCCAUGCUGGCGACCUUUAACCCUGAGCACGCAGAGGAGCUGCGCAGAAAAUACCCCAAAUCCUCAGAGCUACGCCUUGAGCGAGAUAUCAGGGACUGUAAUAGCAAGUCUCCUCAAUACAGUUCAGGCAGCUACGAUUCAAUAAAGAUGGAGAUGUGUCCUGAAGAUCUGACGGUUGGUCGGUCUCAGGUUGCUGACGAUGAUGACGAUGACCACGACGACCACGACGAUAGCGAUAAGAUCAAUGAUGUAGAAGGAGUGGAUCCAGAGAGGUUGAAGGCUUUUAAUAUGUUUGUGCGUCUCUUUGUGGAUGAGAACCUGGACCGUAUGGUGCCGAUCUCUAAACAGCCUAAAGAGAAGAUCCAGGCUAUUAUUGAGUCCUGCAGCCGUCAGUUCCCAGAGUUCCAGGAACGCGCUCGCAAACGCAUCCGUACCUACCUCAAAUCCUGCCGCCGUAUGAAGAAGAACGGCCUGGAGCAGACCCGACCCACGCCACCCCACCUGACCUCAGCCAUGGCGGAGAACAUUCUAGCAGCCGCCUGUGAGAGCGAGUCACGCAAAGCUGCCAAAAGAAUGCGCAUGGAUGUCUACCAGGCACAUGAUGAGCCGUUAUCUCUAGAGAAGGUGGUCUCUCGUGAGCCGGUCUCGCUGACCCACUCUGCGUACUCCCUUGCUGCCUCAGCUUACUCCCAGGACCAGCUAUACAUCAAUGGAGGCCUCAACUACAGUUACCGUGGUUACAGCGGACUGUGUGCCAGCAUGCAACACCCCGCGUCCCUGACAACAGCUACAACCCAGACCAACGGGCCCACUGAUCUCAGUAUGAAGUCUCUGGCCUCAAACUCGUCCUCGUCAAGCUCUAGUAGUCUCGGCAGGAACGGAGGAGGAGGCGGGGCUUCAGCUCAGCUCAGCCAUACAGAAGUGGCGGCAGUGCGUCAGCUGAUCGCAGGAUACCGUGAGUCUGCGGCCUUCCUGCUACGAUCGGCAGAUGAGCUGGAGAACCUCAUACUACAACAGAACUGAACCCAUUUCCAUCUCUCUCUGACUACACGCUUACCCUUGUCCCUCUGGACCACAUAACUGACCGUGUCCCUCACAUGAUCAUCACCCAGUCACCAAGGAAAACCAUCUGGCUCUUUAAGAUGGAAAACACACAGCUUCAUCCAGCUUUUGCCUUCAUAUUUCAACGAGGACAAACGUGGAGAUGAAUCUUUGAAGCAGACAGUUCGAUGAAUCCUCCACGUACUGCUCCUCUCCAGGCAGCCUCCUGUUUAACCGCCAUUCGUUCCCCGCUGAGAGCCAUCGAUUUCUGAUUUUCUUUGUUUUCAGCUACUUCAAAGGAGGAAUCCUCCAGACGGCACUAACUAAUUGACGACACUUUUGAUUUGGAGGCGUAAUGGAAAGAAAGAAGAUAAAAAGAGCAAGAAGAAAACUAAGAGACCUUUGUAUUUGCUGUAAAUAAGCACUCGCUGUGUCCUGAAGCACUUUUCCAUUCGUUCUGACCUCUGAAUGAUUAAUUUAUGCAUUUAGAUACACAGGUGGAAGCUCACCUGGAAAUACCUCAGCCUGUCUUUCUCUCUCUCUCUCUCUCUCUCUCUGUGUGUGUGUGUGUGUGGGAAAAGAAAAUGAUCACCUGUCCGUCCUCAACUUCGCGGUCCAGUGAUUUGGACUUCGAAGGCAGAGAGUGGGAGAGAAUUUGUUUCUGUAAUUGAAGUGAAGAUUUUCUUUUUCCACCCCGUCCAAAUGCGUUGUAUAUAUUCCGAUCCGUUUCAAGGUAUUGAUCGCAAGAAGACACUGAACUUGUUUUGGGAAUGGACCCGUUCGGCCUCACAGAUGCCAACUCUCUCUGUGUCCACUGUACGGGUCACCUUCUCUUCUCCUCGUCUCUUUUGUGUCCUUCUAUUUCUCCUGAACCUCCUCUCUCCUCCUCCACCUUAUUAUUCUGCUUUGGACGGCGAUAGAGAGGAAGGAUGUGGAAUGGAAGCUUGUUAGUCUUUUAUCUGUUGACUUUUCUUAAUGGCCAUUAAUCCACUCUGCUGCUAUGGACUCCAACGUAACGCCACAGACCUGAAACCUCAAGCCUCCCAAACACAACCAGAGCACCUCAAAGGCGAAAAAAAAAUCCAAGACAAAAAAAAAAGACAGAAAUGGAAGCCAAAUACAAAAAAAAAAAAAAAACUGCUGUUUUGCGUUCUGGUCUAGAGUGUUUGAUUCAAGACUGAGGGCUGCUUUUGUUUGAUUUGUUCUAAAAGUGUAGUGUGUGCUUAAAUAUCAACUGGGAUCAAAUUGUCUUUGGCACAAGAGCUUGGCGCGCACACAUAAACGAGUCUUUAGUGAACUGAGUAUUUAACAGGAGAGGUUUCAAAAUGUGUAAUUAGAGAGGUAGAUUUGUUUAGGGACGGACUGACAGUCAUGUCACUGUAAUUUGCUCCAUUUGCACACAGAGGCAGUGCUAAUCUGUGAUUGAGGAGAUCCGUGGCUCCGUGGUGCACUGCUAGUGGGGGAUGGAGAAAGAAUAUCACAAUGCAGAAGAUAAUCAAACACAUUUCUGGCCCUGAAGGAGACUGACUAAUACAGAGAGGCUACCAUGACCCCCGCUGAGGAGCCUUCAGAAUCAUUACAUUCAUAAUCACAUGACCGGGAACUACUUCUGAUCGAAAGCCAUGAUGAUGAGUGAGUGUGACCAGAGACUACACUGCCCUCUUAAGAUGACACCGCCGCUCAAAACACAAUGUUGAACACACAGAAGUAAUGAUUUCUUAAUGUAUUAUCAUAUUCAUGGUUGGCCUUCACUUCGAUAUUGAGUUGUUGAUUAGAAUGUUGUUACAGACGUGAAGACAUAUGCAAACGGACAGCGUGAGGCCUCUCGUCACUCUGGUUAACAUUGCUCUGAUCACAAAAUAGUCCUUGACCUCUCUCCUCUCUGACUGUCUUCACUUUCAGGCCUGUUUCUUUUACUUUAUUUCAGGAGAGAACUUAAGAAAAUAAGGGGAGAUAUG
Molecule: messenger RNA, 4293 nt
Organism: Carassius auratus (goldfish)
Lineage: Eukaryota; Metazoa; Chordata; Actinopteri; Cypriniformes; Cyprinidae
Product: nucleolar protein 4-like
Exons: 11
Coding region: 188-2317 (709 amino acids)
Source: RefSeq, a predicted model, not a curated record